This is a messenger RNA of Oncorhynchus mykiss (rainbow trout), 924 nucleotides long. Lineage: Eukaryota; Metazoa; Chordata; Actinopteri; Salmoniformes; Salmonidae. The record is from RefSeq and is a predicted model, not a curated record.
AUGGGCAACAAUCAACAUCAACCCCCAGAACGGGCCUUCUGUGACCUGUCCUCUCCGGGGCAGGAGGGCAUCAGGGUGGUCCAGCUCUACCUGAUGCCAGCCUUCUUCCUGGGGGUGUUGAUACUGGGUCUCCCCCUCAACCUGCUCUCUCUCUGGAUCUUCUUCCAACGCCUGAAACGCUGGUCCAGGAGUAGUGUCCUGCUCUUCAACCUGGCCAUGGCUGACACCCUUUGGCUGCUGGCUCUACCCUUCCUCAUUCACUACCACCUAAACGGUCUCCACUGGGGUCUGGGUGUGUCGCUCUGCAAGACCCUUCGGUUGCUCUACCACAACUACUUCUACCUCAGCAUCUUCUUCGUUUCCUGCGUUAGCGUGGACCGCUAUCUCGCCAUCGUCCACCCGCUGCGCUCUGUGGUGUUACUCGGCCGCCGGCAGACCUGUUUCCUCUGUGCCGUUAUCUGGGCGAUUUCCAUGGUGAUAAGUGUCCCUGUAGCUCACAUGACUUUGCUACAACAUUGCCCCGGAGACAAUAAUCGUACCGUGUGUACCCUGUAUAUGUUACUGGACGACACUGAGGAGAGCCUACCCUACUCAAUCUGCUGUACCACCAUCGGCUUCCUCUUCCCUCUAAACUCCAUCUGUUACUGUUGCCUCCGCAGCAUCAGGGAGCUGCGCCUCCGCAGCCGCCGGCCACAGGUACACCUCCACAAAAACAAGGGGCGACGUCUCCGUCUGACCCGCGUGUUGACCGCCGUGCUGACCCUCUUUGCCCUGUUCUACCUGCCCUACCACCUAAGCAGGAACGCGGCCAUCGUGAUGCAUGCCAUGUACCUGGGCAGGCCGGCGUUCUGGCAGCCCGUUGUGGCCAUCUCUUUCCAGGCCCUGGCAGUCGGCUUCAGUGGCUUUGCUAUAUCAGGCCAGUGA